Molecule: messenger RNA, 6955 nt
Organism: Phyllostomus hastatus (greater spear-nosed bat)
Lineage: Eukaryota; Metazoa; Chordata; Mammalia; Chiroptera; Phyllostomidae
Gene: TIAM1
Product: TIAM Rac1 associated GEF 1
Exons: 29
Coding region: 446-5227 (1593 amino acids)
Biological process (GO): activation of GTPase activity; small GTPase-mediated signal transduction; positive regulation of axonogenesis
Cellular component (GO): synapse; cytosol; plasma membrane
Molecular function (GO): protein binding; guanyl-nucleotide exchange factor activity
Source: RefSeq, a predicted model, not a curated record
CGUUCCCUCAUCAUUCCGUCCCAGUCGUGGAGACCCGGGACGAGCGUCGCGGGUUGACGGCCGCGUCCCAGGUGUUAACGCGAUCGGAAGCCUGACCCCCGCACGAAACUGCUCCUUCCUGAGCCGGGGGCCGGGAGCCGCUGCCGCUCGGGCGUCCCUGGAACUCUGGGCUGUGAGGCCGCGCAGACACACGGGCCGGCACGUGCCCGCCCGCAGCGUGAGCUUCGGUUUCUGGCCGCCAGUCCCGCCGGUUCCCGGCGCCUUCCCGUGCACCCAGGUGAGGCUGCUCAGGUGAGACUGAUGGCCGCCCCAAGGAGCAGGUGCUGACGCCCCCAGCCUGGUGCUGCGCCUCCUGACACCACUGCCCAUCCAGGAUCUAAAUGCCACAGCGCCCCUGGGGCACGGUGGGCUGCGACCCGCUGUUGCCGGGGAAGGCCGCUCAGCCAUGGGGAACGCGGAGAGCCAGAGCGUGGAGCACGCCUUCUACGGGGAGAAGCGCGCCAGCCUGGGGCGCAAGCACACGUCGCGCUCGCUGCGCCUGUCGCACAAGGCCCGGCGGGCCCGGCACGCGUCCUCGGGGAAGGCGGUGCCCCGGAGCGCCGAGCCGAGCCUGCGCUCCAGCAGCACCCCCAGCAUCCCGCAGUCACUGGCCGAGAGCGGCCUGGAGCCCUUCGCGCAGGAGGGCGGCCUCGAGGACUUCGGGGGCCCCGGCUGGGUGGACCGCGCGGACGGGGGCCUGAGGCCUGUGUCCUACACCGACUCCUCCGUGGCGCCCAGCGUGGGCAGCAGCAUCGUCCUCGCCGCGGCCUCCGUGCCCAGCGUGCCCGACUCGGAGGACAGCAGGCUGUACGGCGAGGACGCGGCCUAUCCGGCCGAGGGCGGCGGGCGGCCACACCCCUACGCGCGCCCCGGGCCCGCGUUCCCGGAGAGUGCCAGCUUCCGGAAGAAGCGCUCCAAGUCUGCGGACAUCUGGCGGGAGGACAGCCUGGAGUUCUCGCUCUCUGAUCUGAGCCAGGAGCACCUGACCAGCAACGAGGAGAUCCUGGGUCCCGCCGAGGAGAAGGACCGCCAGGAGGCCCGGCGGGCAGAGAGCCGGGUGGGCUCGCGGCCGCCCGGCGCCUGUCAGCGCGCCAACUCCCUGAGCGACCUCUGUGCUCCGAAAGGCGCCGGGGCGAUGGCCAACGGGGGGCCCAGGAGCAAGUGCGCCGGCUACUGCCGGAAUUUGGCGUCUGACCGCCCCCACCGGGCCGACCACAAGGCACUGCCCGCGGCAGCCGAAGAGGCUGUUCCCUACAGCUACAACACCCUUCCCUGCAGGAAGUCCCACUGCCUCUCAGAAGGUGCCACCGACCCACAGCUGAGCCACAGCAACAGCAUGCAGGGCAGGAGGGCCAGGACGACUCAGGACGUGAACGCCGGCGAGGGCAGCGAGUUUGCCGACAGCGGGAUCGAAGGGGCCACCACCGACACGGACCUGCUGUCCAGGCGCUCCAAUGCCACCCACUCGAGCUACUCGCCGCCCCCCGGCCGUGCCUUCGUGGGCAGUGACAGCGGCAGCAGCAGCACGGGGGACGCGGCGCGCCAGGGCGUGUACGAGAACUUCCGCCGCGAGCUGGAGCUGAGCGCCGCCAACCGCGAGAGCCUGGAGGACGCGGGCUCGGCGCACAGCGACGAGCACUCCAGCGGUGCCCCGAGCUCGCCGGGCCGCUCCGACGUGCUGCGGGAGGCGGCGCGGGGCACGGUGCGCAAGGCGGGCGCGCUGGCCGUCAAGAACUUCCUGGUGCACAAGAAGAACCGGAAGGUGGAGCCGGCCGCCCGCAGGCGCUGGAAGCACUACUGGGCGUCCCUGAAAGGGUGCACGCUGCUUUUCUACGAGAGCGACGGCAGGUCAGGCAUCGACCCCGCCAGCACCCCGAAGCACGCCGUGUGGGUGGAGGACAGCAUCGUGCAGGCCGUGCCCGAGCACCCCAAGAAGGACUUCGUCUUCUGCCUGAGCAACUCCCUGGGCGAUGCCUUCCUCUUCCAGACCACCAGCCAGACGGAGCUGGAGAACUGGGUCACCGCCAUCCACUCGGCCUGCUCCGCCGCCGUCGCGCGGCACCACCACAAGGAGGACACGGUGCGGCUGCUGCGGUCGGAGAUCAAGAAGCUGGAGCAGAAGAUCGACAUGGACGAGAAGAUGAAGAAGAUGGGCGAGAUGCAGCUCUCCUCCGUCACCGACUCCAAGAAGAAGAAGACCAUCCUGGACCAGAUCUCCGUCUGGGAGCAGAGCCUGGAGCAGCUGCAGAUGGACCUGUUCCGCUACCGCUGCUACCUGGCCAGCCUGCAGGGCGGGGAGCUGCCCAACCCCAAGCGCCUCCUGGCCUUCGCCAGCCGGCCCACGAAGGUGGCCAUGGGCCGCCUGGGCAUCUUCUCCGUGUCGUCCUUCCACGCCCUGGUGGCGGCACGCACCGGGGAGACGGGAGUGCGGCGGCGCACGCAGGCCACGCCCCGGCCGGCCAGCAAGCGGCGGAGCCGGUUCUCCUCCCUGUGGGGCCUGGACACCACCUCCAAGAAGAAGCAGGGGCACCCCAGCAUCAACCAGGUGUUCGGGGACGGGCCUGACGCCGUCAAGCAGUCUCUGGAGGGGGUCUUCGACGACACCGCCCCAGACGGCAAGAUGGAGAAGGAGUCGGGCCUGCCCGGCGUCCACCAGCACAACCCUGACGGCGACCUCUGGGUCCACGAGCACUUCGCGCCGUCCUGGUUCUCUCUGCCCAACAGCCAGUCCGCCCUGACGGUCGUCCGGCCGGGGGACACCGCCCGGGACACCCUGGAGCUGAUCUGCCAGGCACACCAGCUGGACCCCUCGGCUCAUUACCUGCGGCUGAACUUCCUGACGGAGCGCGGAGCCCAGCACUACGUGCCCCGGCCGGAGGAGGACCUCUACGAGCUGCUGUACAAAGAAAUUGAAAUUUGUCCGAAAGUCACUCAGAACAUCCAGAUGGAGAAGUCGGACGCGGCUGGUGACAACUACGGGUUUUUUCUGUCCUCCGAGGAUGAAGACGGCGUUUGGAGGUGCUACGUGGACAGCGUGAAGGACACUGGGCUCGCGUCCAAGAGAGGCCUGAAGGCGGGAGAUGAGAUUCUCGAGAUCAAUAAUCACGCAGUUGGCACCCUGAGCUCCUCAGCGCUCAGAGACUUCCUCUUGCAGCCCAGCCUGAGCCUCCUGGUGAGGACGCGCCCCACGCUGGAGAGGGGCGCCCUGCUGCUGGAGAGCCCGCCGCACCGCGCCGACGGCCCCGUCGACCCCAGCCAGAGCCCCCUCGCCUUCCUCGCCGGCAGCCCAGGGCACGGCCUGUGCGGCAGGCAGGGCGGCAGCGCCGAGGCAGCGGCCAAGGAGACGGAGGGGCCCGACGCCGAGUCCUCCGACGACGCGGACCACAGCGGCAAGAGUGCGGGACCGGGGGCCUCGAGCCGCCGCAGCCCACAGGAGAUGAACCCCUGCGACCCGAGCCCGUCCCCCCAGGACGCCAGUGGGCCAGCGCCGGCAGCCACGAGGCAGCUGACGGACGCCGACAAGCUGCGCAAGGUGAUCAGUGAGCUCCUGGAGACGGAGCGCACCUACGUGAAGGACCUGAACUGUCUCAUGGAGAGAUACCUCAGGCCCCUUCAGAAGGAGACCUUUCUCACCCAGGAUGAGCUCGACGUGCUCUUUGGGAAUCUAACCGAAAUGGUCGAGUUCCAAGUAGAGUUCCUCAAAACUCUGGAAGACGGAGUGCGACUAGUACCUGACUUGGAAAAGCUGGAGAGGGUCGAUCAGUUCAAGAAGGUGCUGUUCUCCCUGGGGGGCUCCUUCCUGUACUACGCCGACCGCUUCAAGCUGUACAGCGCCUUCUGCGCCAGCCACACGGAGGUACCCAAGGUCCUGGUGAGAGCCAGGACGGACGCGGCCUUCAAGGCCUUCCUGGACGCGCAGAACCCGAAGCAGCAGCACUCGGCCACGCUGGAGUCCUACCUCAUCAAGCCCAUCCAGCGGGUCCUCAAGUACCCGCUGCUGCUGCGCGAGCUCUUCUCGCUGACGGAUGCCGACAGCGAGGAGCACUACCACCUGGACGUGGCCAUCAAGACCAUGAACAAGGUGGCCAGCCACAUCAACGAGAUGCAGAAGAUCCACGAGGAGUUCGGGACCGUGUUCGACCAGCUGAUCGCCGAGCAGACCGGUGAGAAGAAAGAGGUGGGGGACCUGAGCAUGGGCGACCUGCUGCUGCACACGACUGUCACCUGGCUGGACCCGCCCACCACGCUGGGCAAGUGGAAGAAGGAGCCGGACCUGGCCGCCUUCGUCUUCAAGACCGCCGUGGUCCUGGUGUACAAGCACGGCCCCAAGCAGAAGAAGAAGCUCGUCGGCCCUCACCGGCUCUCCAUCUGCGAGGAGUGGGACCCCUUCCGGUUCCGGCACAUGAUCCCCACCGAAGCACUGCAGGUCCGCGCCGUGGCCAGUGCAGACGCAGACGCCAGCACGGCGUGCGAGAUCGUGCACGUGCGGUCGGAGUCGGAGGGCAGGCCGGAGAGGGUGUUCCACCUGUGCUGCCGCUCCCCCAAGGGCCGCAAGGACUUCCUGAGGGCCGUGCACUCUGUGCUGCGGGACAAGCACCGCCGGCAGCUGCUCAAGACGGAGAGCCUGCCCUCACCGCGGCAGUACGUCCCCUUCGGAGGGAAGCGGCUGUGCGCGCUGAAGGGGGCCCGGCCGGCCGUGAGCAGGGCAGUGUCCGCCCCGAGCAAGUCUCUCGGUAGGAGGAGGCGGCGGCUGGCUCGGAACCGGUUCACCAUCGACUCUGACGCCGUGUCUGCCGGCAGCCCGGAGCGAGAGGCCCAGCAGCAGCCCCCCGGCGCCGGGGACACCGACCGGUGGGUGGAGGAGCAGUUCGACCUGGCGCAGUACGAAGAGCAGGACGGCGUCAAGGAGACGGACAUCCUCAGUGACGACGAGGACGGCGAGGCCGGCGAGCCUGAGGGCGGCGCCGGCGCGGACGGGGACCUGCCCGGGCGGCUGCAGGCCGCCUCCAUCGGUCAGCGGGGCCUCGGCCGCCCACGCCCGGACAGCCACGCCUCCCGCAUGGCGCAGCUCAGGAAGCAGGCGGCCCUGCCGGCCGUCGGCGGGGCCCUCGAGCCGGCCGGCGAGGAGGUCGUCUGGGUCCGGCGCGAAGACUUCGGCCCGUCCCAGAGACUGAACACGGAGAUCUGACCGUCGGCCCAGAGAGCGGGUGUCGAUGCUCGCCCCGGCCCUGCGCCCCCGCCGCCCCCUCCUGUGCCCUCCAGGACGGGAUGGUCCCCUCAGCCGCACUCGCGCACACUCAGUCCUGGCCGCUGGCUUUGCUUGGGGGCCGCGUGCCGCCCGACUGGUCGCUCUGACGGCAUCGGAAAGAACCGCUCAGAAUCUCAAGUAGGCCUGCGCCCCACCUUCUGUGCGUGGCCGGGUCUCUCUGUCCCCGUUGACCGGGGCCGGGAGCGUGAAGGGGGACCCCGCAACGCCGGGUGGGGUCCCGCUCCCCGGGGGGCGUGGGCCGCGCCGCGGGUCAGUCGGAGGGGCAGCACGGGAGGGGCGGGAGCCAGGUUGCUCUGUGCGAGGGCAGUCAGGGGUCUCCCGGCUGGUGCGACAUACAGGGACAGGGCCCCGGGGUCCCUGCGGCCCUUCCUCCUCAGUGUCAGGGCCGCCACGUGCCCGAGGGGCCUGCACCUCUCGGCGGGCCUCGCCCGCUCUGGUCCGUGGCUGGUCUCAUGCGGCGUCCGCACUCGGAAGUUCUAGUUUUGCAGAGAAUUAUAAAGAUGCCAAACUCUUUGAAAAGAGACCCAAAUUUAUCACUUGGGGGGAAAAAACGCUAUUUUUUUGUAUUUUACCUGAGAGGCAAGGCACAGACAGACUCGAAUUUUGCAGCUUAGAGUGACCGAGACUGAACAUGAGGGUUUCACCUCCUGCAGGGAGGCGUGUGCGAGGCGUGUGGCUCUGUGUCUGUGCACGUGCCCAGCCGGCAGGCCCCACGCACAGAAGACACGGUUUCCCAGAAGACCCUGUGCGUGUCUGUCUGUCUGUCUGUCUGUCUGAACCCCCUGGAGACGGGUGCCUGGAGCUAGCAGACAGCACGCCCGAGGGGGCCGGGGUGUAUGCCCGCGGGGGGGCACUGGGGGCCCCUCCCGGGGUCGCCGUGGUGCCCCGCUCAUCCUCAGAGUUGCAUCUCUGUCCAUCGCCCGCCCUUCCCCGACGCCCCUGACCCGCCUCCCGACAAGACCCCUCUUCUCGUCACGCCAACGAAACAGGGUACACACGCUAACACACACGCUGACACAGCUCUCACACGCCAAACAGGUUUUCAUGCAGGGAGAACAAAACCAAGUUAAAGCACUUUCGAUUUUUUUUUAAAUAGAAAAAGGUUUGUAGCUUUGCCCCCGUUUCACAACGCCCACUUCCUAAGAAGGUUUAAAUAAUACGAAGACUUUCAUUUGGGGAAAAUACCUAUUUGGUGUUUGACACACCAGUAGGUGCUCUCACGACCUGAAUUUUGUAGCAGCUCUGGGGACUCUUUUGUACAAAUCAGCCGCGACUUUCUACUCCGGACGUGCCGCCCAGACCCUCCCGCUGGCACCCCUGCUUGCUGCCUGCGCCCGCCUGCCCCCGGCUCCCGGGGCUUCCCGCUCGUCCCCGGGCGGGUUUCUUCUGUGGACUUUGCUACACCUCCCGGCUUUCUGGAGGAGCUUUAGAGUGGUUUCUGCGCCCUUCUCGUCCCCCACUGUGCACACCGCCCCCUCCCGCUGCGUCCCAGGGGGCGGAGCCUCGGCCCACCGCCGCGCGUCCGGGCCCCAGGGCGGUGGGCCUGCUCGGGCCGCGGGCCGGGCGCCCACGGAGGCUGUGCGCGGCGUGUCUGUGUCCAGAGUUCUUCUAUAUUUCUUUUAUAAGCUGAGAGAAGGUCUAUUUUUG